AACUCGUUUGCGGUAAAAGGUCUGCUACUGAGGAUCAGUCUUCCUAACAAUAUUUGAGUCCGGAUCUUUAAGCCAUAUAAGACUUCAGCAUCGACACUAUAGCAUUACCUGUACGAGAAAAUAGAGCGUCGCGUUCUGCGUACCAGGGAGACAUUAUUUGGCCGGGAGGAGUACACAGCCCAAAAGUAUGGAUUACGGAUACGGCAACUAUCAAAAUAAUGCCGGGGGUGGAGGAUUUAUGAACAAUGGCUCCCAGGGAAUUGGGGAAAACAGCCCCGGCGGCAGCGCCUCAAAGACAUACGGAAAAGACACUCUGAGACCGGUCACUAUCAAGCAGAUUAUCGACGCGCAACAAGCACACCCAGAUGCGGACUUCAAAGUCGAUGGUGUGGAGGUCACGCAGCUGACUUUCGUGGGACAAAUUCGGAAUAUUUCCACGCAAACCACCAAUAUCACAUACAAGAUUGACGAUGGCACGGGUACUGUAGAGGUUAAGCAGUGGGUCGACUCGGAUGUGGUAAACUCAAUGGACACAGCGACGGAUGCGAAACCUAAAUUGAUGGAGAAUUCAUAUGCUCGAGUAUGGGGCAAGUUGAAGAGCUUCAGUGGUAAGAGGCAUGUGGGGGCUCAUAUAAUUCGACCAAUCACCGAUCACAAUGAGGUCCAAUAUCACCUUCUCGAGGCUACUGCUGUUCACUUAUUCUUUACGAGGGGACCGCCGGAACAGCUGAAGAAGGGAGGAAAUGCUGCUCAGGGAGGCGCUGCCCCUGGACAGCAGGUCGGAGUUGGCGGCAAUGCUGCUGAUAAUGGCGGCGGCCAGAGUGGACGUGCCCUGCCACCCUUAUCCGGCCCAGCCCGAAAAAUUUACCAUACUCUUGAAACGUCUCCGCAGAGCAACGAAGGCCUCAACGUGCAAGAUAUUUCUAGCCGGGUUGGAAUGCAAGUUAAUGACGUGUUGAAAGCAGCGGACGAGCUUCUGAGCCAGGGUUUGAUCUAUACAACGGUUGACGAUAACACUUGGGCCAUACUGGACAUGUAAGAAGUUCGAAUUUUCUUCGUCUUUGGCGAGUUACAUAUUUCCUUGCAUCCACGAUUGGCUUUUCAUUGGGCGUUACGAAAGAAGAAUGUACGAAAGGUUCCAGAGAAAUCACUUGGCUCUUGUUUUAUUCAUUUAUUGAUCGCAAUUACCGGGUAUCUACAAAUAAAGUAAUCAAUCAAAUCCAACUCAAGGGCAUCAC
Messenger RNA from Xylona heveae TC161, 1238 nucleotides. RefSeq names its product replication protein A, subunit RPA32. The transcript has 4 exons. Gene Ontology annotation, biological process: double-strand break repair via homologous recombination; DNA replication; nucleotide-excision repair. Gene Ontology annotation, cellular component: nucleus; DNA replication factor A complex; chromosome, telomeric region. The record is from RefSeq and is a predicted model, not a curated record. Gene Ontology annotation, molecular function: DNA binding. Lineage: Eukaryota; Fungi; Ascomycota; Xylonomycetes; Xylonales; Xylonaceae. The coding region runs from base 188 to 1039 and encodes 283 amino acids.